AUGGCGUCGAGUGGACAAACGGUGUUGCAGUUUUCAUCAUCUUCAUCAUCAACAAGUGUAUCGGCUAGGGUCCAUCCGCUAGUCAUCUUCAACAUAUGCGAUUUCUAUGUACGGAGAGCCGACCAAGCCGAGCGGGUGAUUGGUACUCUCCUCGGAUCCGUUUUAACUGAUGGUACCGUCGAUAUUCGUAACUCUUACGCCGUUCCACACAAUGAGUCAUCAGAUCAGGUUGCAUUGGAUAUUGAUUAUCAUCACAAUAUGUUGUUAUCCCAUCAGAAAGUGAACCCAAAGGAAGUCAUUGUUGGAUGGUUUUCAACGGGCUUUGGAGUCACUGGUGGUAGUGCUUUAAUCCAUGAAUUUUACGCUAGAGAAGUUUCAAAUCCGGUUCACUUGACUGUUGAUACUGGAUUCAAAAAUGGAGAGGCUGCAAUAAAGGGAUUUGUCUCAAUUAAUUUAUCUCUUGGAGAUCAACAACUUGCUGCACAAUUUCAAGAAAUUCCAUUGGACCUACGCAUGGUUGAGGCUGAGCGCGUUGGUUUUGAUGUUCUUAAACCAACAACAGUGGAUAAGAUCCCCAAUGAUCUGGAAGGAAUGGAAGCUUCAAUGGAACGUUUGCUUGCUCUAAUAGAUGACGUAUACAAAUAUGUAGAUGAUGUGGUGGAGGGGCGCGUUGCUCCAGAUAAUGACAUUGGCCAAUUUAUAUCAGAUACUGUAGCAUCUAUUCCGAAAUUAUCACCACACGAAUUUGAUAAACUAGCGAAUGAUAGUCUGCAGGACCAGUUACUGUUACUUUAUUUGUCAAGUAUUACAAGAACACAACUCAGCUUAGCAGAAAAGUUGAAUACGGCUGCUCAGAUCCUGUAA
Fraxinus pennsylvanica is the source of this 864-nucleotide messenger RNA. The record is from the annotation of a GenBank genome assembly. NCBI's taxonomy places the organism in Eukaryota, Viridiplantae, Streptophyta, Magnoliopsida, Lamiales, Oleaceae.